GCCCGGUCUGUCUGGCAGGCGCCUCCGUCCCGCAUCGCGGGCCAAAAUUGUUGAUUCCAGAAAGGAGAAAUGGUGGGGCACCCGAUGGGCUCCACCGGCAGAUUCGGCUCAACCCGCAGCAAAAUCGGCCCAUCCGCCUUUUUCAUCCCCGCCUGUCGGACCAGCCUGCGUCGGACAUUUCCUUUUUAUCAAUUGGCUGUGCCCCGGUCCACGUCGGCCUCGUAACUCACCGUCCAACAGCUCCCAGCUCGCCAGCCAGCACCUUGAGCAGCGUCAAUCUUCUGUCGGAACACUUUGGGGCUCGAGAAGCGACGCGGAGGAAAUAAUAUAGGAGGAGAGAGAAUAGACAAAAAUGGCCGAAGGCUCAUUGCUUGCGCGAAAGUAUGUCGACGGGAUAUACAUUCCCGUUGGCCUGCUCGUCGUGGGAACAGCCAUUGUGAAGCGGGAGUGGACAGCGUAUGCACUGCUGCUGGGGGUCGCCCUCGGUGCGAUCAAGUAUUUCAAUACCCUACCCAAGAAGGUCCUCAAGCCGGACGUCUUCCAGGAAUUCGAACUCAAGGAAAAGACCAUCAUCUCCCACAAUGUAGCCAUCUACCGCUUCGCCCUCCCAACACCGACCUCGAUCCUCGGCCUGCCCAUCGGCCAGCACAUCUCCAUCGGCGCGGUGCUCCCGCAACCCGACGGCACCUCGAAGGAGAUCGUGCGCUCGUACACGCCCAUCUCGGGGGACCACCAGCCGGGGUAUUUCGAUCUCCUCAUCAAAUCCUACCCGUCAGGCAACAUCAGCAAGCACAUGGCGUCGCUGGCCAUCGGGCAGACGAUCCGCGUCAAGGGCCCCAAGGGUGCCUUCGUCUACACGCCCAACAUGGUGCGCCACUUUGGCAUGGUCGCUGGCGGCACCGGCAUCACGCCCAUGCUGCAGGUCGUGCGCGCCAUCAUCCGCGGCCGCAAGGACGGCGACAGGACCGAGGUCGACCUUAUCUUUGCCAAUGUAACUGAGCAGGAUAUCCUGCUCAAGGAGGAUCUCGACCAGCUGGCUAGGGAGGACAAGGGGUUCAGAGUCCACUAUGUCCUGGAUAAGCCGCCCGCCGGGUGGACCGGUGGUGUGGGCUACGUGACGGCCGAUAUGAUUGCGAAAUGGCUCCCCAAGCCCGCCGAUGAUGUCAAGAUCCUGCUCUGCGGUCCCCCGCCCAUGGUGAGCGGCCUGAAGAAGGCUACUGAGAGUCUUGGGUUCAAAAAGGCGCGGCCUGUCAGCAAACUGGAGGAUCAGGUGUUUGCCUUCUAAGAUAAAGGCUGAGAUGGACGGUCACUUACAUCGCAAACCGCUCUACAAACCUACCUCCUUCAACCACCCGGGGAAAGCGGCAAUAAAUUGAACCGCGUUAGUAUAGGUAACUACAAAAGGUUCGGACGCAAUGAGUUGUGUCCAUGUUAGAAUCCGACAGGAUCCAUUUGUUUAGAUUGGGGAUCUAAGCGGAUGCUGAGGAGGGUCAAAGUCUAAUAUAAUACACCCCUUCUGUAACCC
Canariomyces notabilis is the source of this 1525-nucleotide messenger RNA. RefSeq names its product ferredoxin reductase-like protein. The coding region runs from base 353 to 1285 and encodes 310 amino acids. The transcript is spliced from 4 exons. Gene Ontology annotation, cellular component: endoplasmic reticulum. Gene Ontology annotation, molecular function: oxidoreductase activity. The record is from RefSeq and is a predicted model, not a curated record. NCBI's taxonomy places the organism in Eukaryota, Fungi, Ascomycota, Sordariomycetes, Sordariales, Chaetomiaceae.